AGUCGACGGAGGCGAAGCGACUUGUGCGUCUCGGAUCGUUUUCCAGCAGGUGGACAUGUUGAACCCGCGCGUAAAGACGCACUGAGGACGGAUUUAAAAGUAGAUUUUCGCUUCUCCUUGCGCAGCAGCAGAAGGAGGAGAAGAUGCUGGCGAGAAAAAGCAUCAUCCCGGAGGAGUUCGGGCUGCCGGGACUCGCCUCUCGGAUGCCCCGCAAGCCGGUGUUCCGGGACCGCGUGAACAAAGCGCGCUUCAUCGCCAAGAACGGCUCGUGCAACUUGGCGCACAAGAACAUCCGCGAGCAGGGCCGCUUCCUGCAGGACGUGUUCACCACGCUGGUGGACCUGAAAUGGCGCUUCACGCUGGUCAUCUUCACCACCACGUUCGUCAGCAGCUGGCUGCUGUUCGCCAUGAGCUGGUGGCUGGUGGCGUUUGCGCACGGAGACCUGGACCCGGACCGGCAGAACGGGACCCACUGCGUCACCGACGUCAAGUCGUUCACGUCGGCCUUCCUGUUCUCCAUCGAGGUUCAGGUGACCAUCGGCUUCGGGGGACGGAUGAUAACGGAACAGUGUCCGACUGCCAUCACCGUCCUCAUCCUGCAGAACAUCGUGGGACUCAUCAUCAACGCUGUCAUGCUGGGUUGUAUCUUCAUGAAGACGGCUCAGUCGAACCGUCGCGCCGAGACGCUGAUCUUCAGCCGCCACGCCGUGAUCGCCGUCAGGAACAACCGACUGUGCUUCAUGAUUCGAAUCGGAGACCUGAGGAAGAGCAUGAUCAUCGGAGCGACUGUCCGGUUACAGGUGGUGAGGAAGACCACCACGCCGGAGGGGGAGGUGAUUCCCAUCCAUCAGAUCGACGUCCAGACGGAGAGCGCCGUCGCCAGUAACAGCCUCUUCCUGCUCGCGCCGCUCAUCAUCUGCCACGUCAUCGACAAAACCAGCCCGCUGUACGACCUGUCGGCCAUGGAGCUGCAGUGCAGCGACCUGGAGGUCAUCGUCAUCCUGGAGGGAGUCGUGGAGACGACCGGCAUCACCACGCAGGCCCGGACCUCCUACGUCUCCGAGGAGAUCCAGUGGGGCCACCGCUUCGUUCCCAUAGUAACGGAGGAGGAGGGCGUGUACUCGGUGGACUACUCCAAGUUUGGAAACACAGUGAAGGUGGCGACGCCGCGCUGCAGCGCCCGAGAGCUGGACGAGAAGCCGUCCAUCUUGAUCCAAACCCUGCAGAAGAGCGAGCUGUCGCACCAGAACUCGCUGAGGAAGCGGAACUCGAUGCGACGCAACAACUCCAUGCGUAAAGGCGCCGGGAGCAGCGGCAGCCUGCGCAGGAACAACUCCGGACUCGCCAAAGUCCAGUUCUUCACCCCGACCGAGGGAGGCCAGAGCCUGAACGCCGUCACCUGACAUGAGGCCUUGGUGCUGCUGGCCGCCCUGCUGCUCCUGCUGGGGAGGAGGACUCUGGCUCUUGGCGUCUCGGCUUCCCUGACCGGACUCGUUCUUUCUCUGUUCCCCGCAUUACUUAGACUCGUGCUGCGACACGUCUACUGCUAACGUUAGCCGUGUUCACCUGCACGGAGGCGUGUGGUUGUUUUCCAGAUUGAACCGCUGAUUUCCUGCAGCUCCAGUUAAACCCGUUAGCAGAACGUUUCUGUGCACCGACUGAAACCCACAACAUGAAUAACAACCAGAGAACAACCGGCUCCUCAGCAAAGACACCCAAACACAUUUAGGCGGCAUUUUCUCAAAGCAACGUCGAGUGAAUGAUUAUUGUUUGUGGCCAGAAAUCUUUCUUUACAUGUUCACAGUGUCGACAACACGUAGCACUUCAUCCUCUGAGACCUUUAAUCUGAUUAAAGACAAACUCUGCAGCACUUUUCCAACAUUAAAGACAUUUACAUGGUUUGACUUUGACGUCGUCGGAUGCGAGACAAUCGAUUAAACUGUUAAAGAUUUUCCUUUAAUCAGCUAUUAAGCAAAAACCUCCAAACAUCUCUGAUGAUUUGUUGCUUUUCUUCUCCACUAAAUUAAAUAUCUUUCACUUUUGCGUAACUCAGCAA
This is a messenger RNA of Stegastes partitus (bicolor damselfish), 2056 nucleotides long. RefSeq names its product potassium inwardly rectifying channel subfamily J member 8 (gene kcnj8). Gene Ontology annotation, molecular function: ATP-activated inward rectifier potassium channel activity. The transcript has 6 exons. Gene Ontology annotation, biological process: regulation of monoatomic ion transmembrane transport; potassium ion import across plasma membrane. Gene Ontology annotation, cellular component: plasma membrane. NCBI's taxonomy places the organism in Eukaryota, Metazoa, Chordata, Actinopteri, Pomacentridae. The record is from RefSeq and is a predicted model, not a curated record. The coding region runs from base 144 to 1403 and encodes 419 amino acids.